ACGCAGCCUACUAAAACUAUGUCUUGGACUAAUUCAUCCCAACACAAAAAAUCAACUAAUACGGUAGCGGUAACGGCUACACCGUCGAAUAGCAACGAAGGCAGAUAUAAUAAGCAAUCCGUAACUGGUUCUGGGACAACAUCAACAAAUUCUUCAUACGGUCACGGCAGUCGGACUUACACCAAUCAGCAGCACCAUAACUAUCAUCAACAGCAACAACAAUACACUCAACAACCACAGACGCGCACUUAUGGGGCAAUGAAAAUGCCUUCAUCUCCAAUAUCUAGCACCUCAACUCACUCUAAUCCCAUAGACCGUAAAAAUAGUCAAGUAUCUGAGACAGGGAAGCAAAGUCAAUUUGCUACAACGACGACGAUAGGGACGGUGCCCUCCACCUCCACCGCCAGCACUACUGUCACGCCGCUUCAAUUUCAACAGUCGACAACGCCACAAGUGAAUCUAUCAUCUAUGGGCAGCAGUACCGGUAAUGAUUCUGCCGUUAGCAAUAAACAAUAUCCACCUGGAUUUGCGAAUAAAAAAUUAAUAAUGCAACAAACGGUGAAUAGUACGAUAACAUCUACAACAACAUCGGUCACGACAACAACAACAACAACAGCAGCAACGGCCAACGUUAGUGGCACAGAUGUAAGCACACAACCUAUUAUAAAUUUGGCGCCCCCAGCUUCGACAGUUGCUCCCAGCAACAAUCCUAGCGCUCUGUCUUGGGCUGGCUUGUUCAGCGAUAGUAAUAAAAGUCCUUCAUUGCCAUUCAAUAACACUAUUAUAUCGAACUUGCCAUCUGGAACUACAGUAUCUCAGAAUUUUGGUAAUACUGCUUCUCCGGCGUUGCCACCGCCCUUCUCUAAAAAACCGAUAGCUAAAGUUGCGCCAUAUGAAGGCAACACUCCCGCUGUGCCGGCAUCACCUGCGAUAACACCUGGUGCUAUGUCCUAUUCAGCCGCUUCAGCUCAGGGCUUAUCGCAAAUCUCCAGCAACAAAAAAUCUUCAGACACUCAGUCACAGCGUCAUAAUUUGGUAAAUUUAGAUGAAUUUACCGUGAAAUUUGCUGAAUUUUUAACUAAAUAUAAGAGUGAUCUUACGGCCGUCAGUUUGAGGCCGCGCGGCUUAACUAAUCGUUCAAAUUAUUGUUACAUCAAUUCCAUAUUGCAAGCACUGCUUGGCUGUGCCCCAUUCUAUAAUUUGAUACGUUCGAUACCAAAGCAAGCAGCUGCGCUAUGCGAGGUCAAAACGCCUACCGUUAAUGCUAUGAUUACUUUUAUGUCAAACUUUUCUAACCUUCCAACUGGCUUGCGUUUACGCACUACGAAGGGGCCGAAAAACAAGGAUGAUCUAAGCGGUGAAUUACAAUGCGAUCCCGCUUUUGAACCUACCGAAAUUUAUAAGCUAUGGAAUGAUAGUCGCGAAGAGCAUGUGGAGGGUAGACAAGAAGAUGCUGAAGAAUUUUUAAGCUAUAUACUAAAUAAACUUAACGAUGAAAUGCUUGAGAUUCUUAAAUUGAUUGCUAAACCAAAUGCCGAACAAAAUGGACAAAAUGAACAAUCGGAGAAUGAAGAGGGCGAUGUCUGGCAGAUGAUUCGUAAUAAUCGUAAUAAAGGAAGUGUCACGCGACAAACCGAUUUUGGUCACACUCCUCUUAGCGAUAUAUUUCGCGGUGAGCUACGUUCACGUUUACAGCGUGAAGGCGAACAUUCCACAGACGUUAUACAACCAUUCUUUACCUUACAAUUAAACAUUGAGAAAGCCGCUUCAGUUAAAGAGGCUUUGGAAAUUUUGGUGGGCCGUGACCAGUUAGAGGGAGUUACUGGCAGCAAAACUAAACAGGAAGUUGUUGCUUGGCAACAAAUGACUUUGGAAAAAUUGCCAAUUGUCUUGAUAUUACAUCUUAAAUGGUUCGACUAUCGUUCGGACGGUUGCACGAAAAUUUUGAAAAAAGUUGAAUUCCCGGUCGAACUGAAAAUUGAUGCAAAAAUUCUUGCAUCGAAAAAAUACUCACAAAAACAACGAGCUUAUCGUCUCUUCGCUGUAGUUUAUCAUGAUGGCAAAGAAGCCUCCAAAGGCCAUUACAUAACUGAUGUCUAUCAUACAGGUUAUGGUAGCUGGUUACGUUACGAUGACAGUUCUGUUAAGCCAGUUAGUGAAAAUCAUGUACUAGUGCCACGCACACCACGUGUGCCUUAUCUACUGUACUAUAGACGCUGUGAUACCUUGCCGCCACAAAUUAACACUUCCUCAACCUCCUCCUCCUCCAAUUCUUCUUCUAACAACAAUAGUAACACGUCAGGUAAUGCCGCGAUGACGUCAUUUUCGGGAAAAUAAAGAAUGUACGGUGAAUGAAAUAUGAAAGACAAAGUGAUGCAGUACAACCAAAUGGCCAAACUUUAACAAUAAAAACCUAUGUAUUCGCGUGUAUGCGUAAUGUAUGUUAGUCUAUGUGUGUGUGUGUGUGUGUGUGGGUGUGGAUGUGUGCGUGUGUGUGUUUUGCGUGUGUGCAAAAAGCAUGUGUGUAUACGCAAAAGUAGAUAUACAUAUAAGUGUAGUAGUAGUAGUAAUAGCAGUAGUAGUAGUACUAGCACUGGUAGUGGUAGUAUAUAUAUAAAUGUGUAUUUUUUAGAGAUAGGAAGAAAACUUGUCAUGGUUGUCAGUCAGAAUGCGGAUAAAUCUGAAUCAACUUUAAACCAUAAGGCGAACUACUAAACGGAUUAUCAAGUUAGUUUGUGUGUGACCUGACUAAGCAUUCACGUGUUACUUACUGAUAAUGGCCAUGAUAAUAACUGUCCAU
Molecule: messenger RNA, 2800 nt
Organism: Glossina fuscipes
Lineage: Eukaryota; Metazoa; Arthropoda; Insecta; Diptera; Glossinidae
Product: ubiquitin carboxyl-terminal hydrolase 10-like
Exons: 6
Coding region: 19-2337 (772 amino acids)
Biological process (GO): regulation of autophagy; protein deubiquitination; DNA damage response, signal transduction by p53 class mediator
Cellular component (GO): nucleus; cytosol
Molecular function (GO): cysteine-type endopeptidase activity; cysteine-type deubiquitinase activity
Source: RefSeq, a predicted model, not a curated record